This is a messenger RNA of Pungitius pungitius (ninespine stickleback), 2107 nucleotides long. Its product is annotated as E3 ubiquitin-protein ligase TRIM35-like. The record is from RefSeq and is a predicted model, not a curated record. NCBI's taxonomy places the organism in Eukaryota, Metazoa, Chordata, Actinopteri, Perciformes, Gasterosteidae. Gene Ontology annotation, biological process: protein ubiquitination. Gene Ontology annotation, molecular function: protein binding; zinc ion binding; ubiquitin protein ligase activity. Gene Ontology annotation, cellular component: cytoplasm. The transcript has a single exon. Bases 260 to 1654 code for a protein of 464 amino acids.
ACACGGACCAAAAGGAAACAACUUUUACACACAGUCAAGACGAGGCAGAAAGAGACAACUUCUCUCAUAGAAGACUACUAUGAAACUACCAGCGGCGGCUGCAGCAGAGAAGACUGGAAUCACUGGGCCGAAUACUUUAACUAGCUGCCGACUUCUCACGGUGAACUGGGCGCGGUACGACUCAAAGUGAAAGCAACUCUCCAGUCGGACUGACUUCCCCAUUCUGCUUGCUGCGUUUGAGGCUUCGCUCAAGGACAAAAUGUCUGCCAGGUUGGACGAGGAUCUCUGCUGUCCUGUGUGCUGUGAUAUCUACAACGAUCCGGUUGUUCUGGCGUGCAGUCACAGCUUCUGUAGAGACUGUGUGAAGAACUGGUGGAGGGGCAAACAGAUUAAGGAGUGUCCAUGCUGUAAGACUAGGUCCUUAAGCAGUGAGCCUCCUCGUAACUUGGCCUUGAAGAACCUGUGUGAGGCCUUUUUACUGAAGAGAGAUCAGAACGGUCCAGAGAAGGUCUGCAAGCUGCACUCUGAGAAGCUCAGACUCUUCUGCCUGGACCAUCAGCAGCCAGUGUGUCUCGUCUGCAGAGAUUCAAAAUCACACAACAACCACAAAUUCAAACCCGUCGACGAGGCUGCAGAGGAUCUCAAAGAGGAGAUCCAGAAGUACCUGAAGCCCUUGAAGGAAAAGCUGAAGCUUUUUGAAGAAGUAAAAGGAAACUGUGAUCAAACAGCAGCACACAUGAAGGUCCAGGCCCGACACACAGAGAAGAUGAUUAAGGACCAGUUCAAGAAGCUUCACCAGUUUCUAGAGGAGGAAGAGGAGGCCAGGAUCUCUGCUCUGAGGGAGGAAGAGGAGCAGAAGUGUCAGAUGAUGCAGGAGAAGAUGGAGGCACUGAGCAGAGAGAUAGCAGCUCUUUCAGACACAGUCAGAGCCACAGUGGAGCAGCUGAGAGCAGAAGACGUCUCCUUCCUGAACCACUACAAGGCUGCACUGGAAAGAGUCCAGCAGCGCCCCCUGCUGGAGGACCCACAGCUGCCAUCAGGAGCUCUGAUAGACCAGGCCAAACACCUGGGCAACCUGACCUACAACAUCUGGAUCAGGAUGAAGGACGUGGUCUCCUACAGUCCUGUGGUUCUGGACCCAAACACUGCCGACCCAGGACUCAUCCUGUCUGAAGAUCUGACCAGUGUGACAUUCGGAGAACCACAGCCGCUUCCCAAGAACCCGGAGAGGACCAGGUUCUCCUGCUCCGUCCUUGCCUCGGAGGGCUUCAGCUCGGGGACUCACAGCUGGGACGUUGCGGUCGGGAACAACAAGGACUGGGAGCUGGGCGUGUUGAGAGACAACAUCCAGAGGGGCGGAUGCCUACAGUCCGGAUUGUGGAGGAUUUCGUUUUCCCAGAGCAAAAUGACGGCGCUCUCCACUUGGGAUCAAGAGAAAGAUCUGCCAGCGAAGCAGAGGCUCCAGAAGGUCAGAGUUCAUCUGGACUUUGAGGAAGGAGAACUGUCAUUCUCUGAUCUUAACACUGACACGCACAUUCACACCUUCAAACACACCUUCACAGGCACGUUGCUUCCCUACAUUUACACCGAGAACCCCCUCCCUCUGAAGGUUUUACCAAGAAAGAUCUUUGUGACUUCAGGAAAAGCAAAGUAAGAGGUCAUGAGGGUAAAAGAUGAUAGUUACGUAUCUCCUGCAGACCGAACCAGUGAAAUACUACGUACUACGGAGAAUUACUAUGACAAAGCACAGAUGGAAGGAGUGACACAUGUUACAUGUGACCGGAGCACUGGUCUGAUGAGUCCGAAGGAAAUCUCUAAACUUACUUUAAUAAUUGAUCAAUAAUCAAAAUUGCAAAUAGAAAAUAUUCAAGGUAGUGGGGAGGUGGAGGGCUUGAUAUCGACUUCAGGAACCAAUAUCCAAAUAACGGGGGAGGGGGAUUUCAGUACAUUACCUUGAGGAAUGUAUGUAAAAAUGAAAUAAACUGUGUAAUUUUAAUAAUUAAAGGAUUUGUGAUUUUAUCUCAAUGAUUUCGAUGGAUACAUUUAAUUCUGAGGACUGAAGGGGCCUAAAUGUGUCAGAAUAAUAAAUUAAACAAAACUAUCUGGA